Molecule: messenger RNA, 1485 nt
Organism: Aspergillus pseudotamarii
Lineage: Eukaryota; Fungi; Ascomycota; Eurotiomycetes; Eurotiales; Aspergillaceae
Exons: 1
Coding region: 124-1080 (318 amino acids)
Source: RefSeq, a predicted model, not a curated record
GCGCUUUAUAUAGUACUAAAGGCAGGUAGCGCAAAUGAAUGUCUCCUUUCGCUACAACGGUGAAAAUGCAAUGAUAUUCCACCACCAUCUGCCAUCAGACCUUCGAGAAAACCCCUUCCAAAAAUGUCGUCGUCGUUGCAAAUUCGCGGCGGACCAUAUGCGUCCACAACAGCGGGAAUGGGAGGCCUUCCAACCAUAAUACCUGACGUCCCGAUAUGCGCAGUCUUCCUCGUCUUGUAUAUCGCAUUCGCUGCUACCAACAUGACCCUUUUUCAGAAAAAUCGCCGGCGGGGCCACAAGUUCGUGAUGUCUGGGAUGCUAUUUGGGUUCUGCAUGGCAAGAAUCACAACCCUUGUCCUACGUAUAGUCUGGGCCAAUCGACAACGAAAUGUCCGACUCGCUAUUGCCGCCAAUAUCUUUGUCAAUGCGGGGGUUCUCCUCGUAUACAUCAUCAACUUUAUCCUUGCUCAGCGUAUCCUCCGCAGCAAGCAGCCUCACAUCGGCUGGCACCCAAUCCUGCGCCAAGGUUCCAAGCUUCUUUACGUCUUAAUUCUCGGGGCCUUGGUGAUGGUAAUCACAUCCACAGUGGUAUCGUUGUACACACUGGAUAUGCAUACACGGUCUCAAUGUCGCGACGUCCAACUGGCAGCGAUCACCUAUCUCCUCGUCUUUACCUGUAUUCCUCUUGCACAGGUCCUGAUCGCAUUUAUCCUACCAAAGUCUCGACAGGAAGAGUCCUUCGGGCAAGGGGGGGCGACCAGCAAAGUUGCAAUUGUCGUUCUCUCGUCGUGCUUAUGUAUUCUCAUCGCCGGGUUCAAAGCUGGCGUCAAUUGGUCCCCUCCCCGGCCUGCAACCAACCCCCCCUGGUAUGACUCCAAGGCAUGCUUCUACGUGUUCAACUUCGUGUUGGAGAUCAUGAUUCUCUGUCUCUUAACCUUUAGCCGCUUUGACAAGCGGUUCCAUAUUCCUAACGGAUCUACGCGGCCUGGGGACUAUAGCCGUUGGACAUUACAGCCGGAUAAAGAGAAUGAUCAAUCUCAGCUAAGUGAACGGAAGGGGAUGGCGUCAGUACAGAACUAAAAUCUCCUCCCCCACAGGCCAGCCUCAUUACUACUUCAGUAUCAUUUUUCCAUCAUCGUUUUCAUACGUAUCGAUAAGAUUUAGUCGUCCUUUGUUCAAUCCUACCGCUCACUCAAUUUUUGUACAUAGUUAUGUCCGAUUGAUACCCUGGGACAUUGAAUAUCUUAAUAGCCUGUAGUUCCGUUAAUACGGAGCGACUUUCCGAACAUGGCUGGUCAUAUCGGCACCCUGCUGAGGCUGAGUCCAAUAUAUAUACCACUAAUGUACAGUAUCUUUAGACAGAUUUAUAUUCUCGUAUCAUAACUCAUGGAUCACUCCACCCAAGGCUCCACCAUCGCGGCUAUUCCGUUGGCCGUUAUGGCUAGACUUACGGCGGACUAAAUCUAGCUUACAGACCAAAUACAC